Molecule: messenger RNA, 363 nt
Organism: Strongylus vulgaris
Lineage: Eukaryota; Metazoa; Nematoda; Chromadorea; Rhabditida; Strongylidae
Source: the annotation of a GenBank genome assembly
AUGAAAUCUCAACCAGUUUUUGACGUACACCGAGUAGUGAUGGCCGAGCUAAAGGAAACCAAAGAACGAGAGCAAAGGCUUAUGGGUGAGUAUACAGAACUCGAAGAAGAGAACAUCGCCCUACAGAAGACUGUUGCCAACCUUCGAGGUGCGCAAGUAGAAUUUGAAUCAUUAAAAAUUGAUUGUACCAAAUAUGCCGAUGAAAUCUACAUGUUAAAUGCCGCAAUAGAAGAAAGUCAGUUGUUAAAGAAUAUCGCCGAGAAACAGGUGGAGGAAGCGCUUUUGGCGGCACAACAAGAACGGGAACAGCGGUUAGCGAUGAAAAAGGAAUUGGAUGCUGUCAAGAAUGCUGAACAUUUGAGU